Molecule: messenger RNA, 2780 nt
Organism: Bufo bufo (common toad)
Lineage: Eukaryota; Metazoa; Chordata; Amphibia; Anura; Bufonidae
Product: zinc finger protein 90-like
Exons: 6
Coding region: 8-2119 (703 amino acids)
Biological process (GO): negative regulation of transcription by RNA polymerase II
Molecular function (GO): DNA-binding transcription repressor activity, RNA polymerase II-specific
Source: RefSeq, a predicted model, not a curated record
GGCUGGCAUGGCAUGGCGCGGAGCGGCCGGGAUGAGGGAAGAGAGCGCAGUGACCUUCGAUGACGUGGCGGUCCAGUUCUCGCAGGAUGAGUGGCGGGGCCUCCAGACGCAGCAGAAGGAUUUGUACAGGGAGGUGAUGACCGACAAUUAUCUCAACCUGACGUCACUGGGACUUACCAUUUCUCCCCCGGAGAUUGUGGUGAAGAUGGAGAGGGGGGAGGAGCCGUGCGCCGCUGCUGCUGCAGGUGACAGGGUGUUGAACGGAGACGCUGCGGACCGCCAUGAGAGUCUGUGGGGCGAAGACCGAGCGGAGGAGGGGGGCCGGGGCGUCAGCCCGUCAGGGGGCGUGGUCACUAGAAGGUCCUUAAGAUUAGUGAAAAGAUACUCUGGACAGUGGUCAGAAGAGCGAAGAUCGAAGGCGAAGCCGGAGGAGAGGACGGCAGCGGCGGAUGCUCCUGAUCGGGCCCCCGAGGACUGGCGCCUACCUGCUGAUCUCUGCGGAGGCCUCAGUGAUGGCAGCAGCAGCAGGAAACCGUGUAAGCGGGCGGCGGACAGCGAGGGGAAGCUGCACACGUGCGGCCAGUGCGGAGAGAGCUGGGGCCGCCUCAUCGACCUCCUGACGCACCAGAUGGGCAACUGCCAGGACCGGCCGCACCGCUGCAACAUCUGCGCCAAGACCUUCGCCAAAAAGCAGCAUCUGAGCGCCCACCGGAGGACGCACACCGAGGAGCGCCCCUACGUCUGCAACCAGUGUGGGAGGAGCUUCCGGCAGAACUCCACCCUCACCACCCACCUGUGGAGCCACGCCGGCCACAAGCCCUUCCACUGCUCCUGCUGCCCCAAGAGCUUCAGCCGCAAGACGGACCUGGUGGCCCACAUGAGGAGGCACACGGGCGAGCGCCCCUACGAGUGUCCCUACUGCUGGGACCGCUUCAUACGGAAGAAGUCUCUGCAGCGCCACCUGCAGAAACACGCGGGGGAGAACCUGAGGACGGCCUGGCAGCCCAGCUACCCCCGAAUGAAGCAGAGCGAGGGGAACAUGAAGACGGAGGAGCUCCCUACAGAAGAGCUGCCCACCAGAGAGCGUCACCGUCAGCGGGAUGCAGAGCGGAGGGUGGAGUCCUCGUAUGUAGCGUGCCCACCGCCGCCCCGACAGGAGUCAAACCCACUAGUGGAACCCAUAAAAUUGGAGGUGGAAGACGAGAGGCACCAACCUGAGGGCGUCCCCAAGGUGGAGCAGAGCACCCAGACGGAGAACAAGAGGCCCGGUCGGCUGCACCAGGAGAUGCUGCGGGAGCUCAAGAGGUUCCGCAGGAGCGCAGCGCAGGCUCAGCAUGAGCGGGACCUUAUGAGAUCGGCCAUGGACCAGAUGGCCCAGGAGAUGAAGGAGCUGAAGGAGAUGGUGGCCUCACUCUGCUCCUCCAGCAGCCGCCAUCCUUCAGCGCAGUCGUCCUCCAUGUUGGUGCAGAAUUCCUGUCCGGUGUGGAGCCGGACCCCCGAGGACAGACAGUCUACAGAGUCCAGCCGGGCGUCCCCCGAGAGCAGCCUGCAGUGCGGGUACGGCUACCCCCUGGAAGCCCUGACCGAGCAGAGCCAGGAGCCGGUGUCUUGGAUGUACCAGAACCCCCAUCAUGACGAGGACGACAUGUUACCCACCACCACCAUCAAACGUGAGGAGGAGGAGGAGGAGGAGGAGGAGCUCAGCCUGUCCCCCGAGGCCGGCUACUACCAGCAUUCCCAGUAUGACUCCUGUAGGAUUGGUGAGCGCCUCCCAAACAUCUCCAUGAUGCCCCUGAGUGCGGAGAAGGAGUGGGGCCUCCUAGCCCGGAGCGCCGGGAAGCCGGGGAGGUUCGCCGCCCUCCUGUUCCGGGCUCUGGUCCCUUUUGAUAUCUACAAGAGUUGGGUGAACAGAGUCAACCUGGACGGCCUGAGGGGCAGACAGGGGAUCCCGCUGAACGUGAAGAGGCGCGUGAUGGCCGUGGUUGAGCGCCACUUUGCCCUGCGCAAGUCAGACCACAGCGAGAUCCGCAACAGGCUCAACGAACAGCUGCGCACCCGGCGCAAGAGCGACAAACACCCCCAGGCCGGACUGUCAGAAGUACCGCUCCUCAACAGGUAGAAGCCGAGGAGCAUGGGGCAUCCAACACGAGCAGCCUUCCUGACCUACUCUGCUGCACUCCACAGUAUGAGAGUAUCAGAGUUAUUAUAUACAGGAGAAAGGAUUGAUCCUCCGGGACUGACCUCCCAUAAAGCCUUCAUGUAUUGCCAGGUAGUCACACAAUGGACGGGGUGAUGAGGUGUACUCCUCAGUUAUUAAAGGGUAACCCCACAGCUGCCCCCAAAUACGACCACUGACAUUACAGACCUUGUCCUGGAGGUAGGUCAUCCUCCAGCCUGGGUGACAUGUAAGUCCGUGUGAUGAAGUGGUCCGCCACUCCAUGCUGCACAGGCCGCACCGCAGACCGAGAGAAGACUAGAGAGGACGCAUACUCCUAAAGGGACUUCACCACCAUCAGGCCACAUGUUCCAUUUUUUUAUUCAUUUUUAUUUUAUCUUACCAUGCAGAAUAAAUGAUGAAAUAUUGCAGUUUUCACAGUGGCCACUAGAUGUCGACAACGGGCACUUUAACUUGGCGGGAAGACAGCAGCUUGCUUUACAGCCUGUGGUAAAGGUGAUUGUUAUUAGCUUUAUAGACCAAGAGCUCAUGGAAAGGUCUGCUGUGCCUCCCGAAAUAAGCUUGUGGACUAGAGGCAUGAGGCACCAGGGAGUGAGGUUAUCUG